ACACACACACACACACACACUACAGACAAUAUUUCAUUUUAGAGUAGAAAUAGGGAGGGCAACGAAGUCUUACAUCACUAAAAACACAUUUUCAACAUGAGAAAAAAAUGCACAUCCUAUUUGGGAUUUUCCCAGAGCACUCUUUGCAACCUUUGUAGUCCUGCUUUCAUUCAUUAAAAAAAAAAUAAACACAUUCAUCAAAUCAUAAAUAACAUAGAUCUACGACUCUCUUUCCUCUUUGCUUUAUCAUGGAAGCAAAAAGAAGGAAGGCCUUGAUGAUCCCAACGAGAGGGUUGUGAAUCACAGAGCGGCUGUUGGAUAUGGAGGAAAAACAAAAUAGCGAGACGUUUCCUUUUCUCCUAGACUACGUCGAAAAUAUUCUGCUUGCCGCUUCCUUCCCCUGCUUUUGUGAAACGAUGGGAAUUAAGAACAGUGUUUUUCAGAAUUUUUUCUUCAUGGAAUUUUGCUCGAGAAUUAUCAGUCUAAGAACAUGCUACUCAUGAAAAAGUAGGUUACUGAGUAGAAAUUUUGUUAGAUGAAACUGUCGUGUGUGUUAGAUGAAUAUAGACAUACGACGGCCAUAGCAUAGUGCGUUCAGAUUUUGCAUGAGAAAACUGAAACCUGAAGGUCAAUAAUUUUUAGUAGAAGACGCCGACACUCCAAAUGGUUGUGAUUAGAUCAAACAGAAGAGAAAGCUGACUGGUUCGAUUUACAGAAAGACAGCAGUAAAGAUCUUCAAAAUCGUAUAUUAUAUUAAUAUCUUGGGUGAAAAACAUACAGUUUAGUCAUCAUGGAAAAAAGCGCUGGUUUGACGUUCGCUGAAGCUUACUACCUUCAAAAACAGAAGGAGGCGGCUAGGAUCAGGAUGAGGAUGGAUGAAGGACUAGAUCUGUCCAACGAGGAUCAGCUGAACAAUCUCAUGACAAAGAUCAUCAACAGCCUAGAGGCGGGCCCCCCAAAACUUCUCCAAAGCAUCCGAUCGUUGCUAAACAAGGUAUCGGGGAACUACGCGCCCCUCGUCACCGGCUGGCGUGAUGGCAACCGGCUCAACAUCUUGCACUACUGCAUCAUGUACAACAGACCUGAGAUACUCAGCUUCUUGUUGUCGGAAACCUACUUUUUCCCGCCCAGUCACCAACCCUCGAUCUGUCCUUACGCCCAUCUGGCUGCCUCUCUGGGCAUGACGGACUGUUUGAGGAUCAUCCUGGACGAGCGACCCAGCGACUUCUUCAAGGCCACUCUUCCAAAGCACGAGGUGAGAAUACCGGAAGCGCUCAAAAAGAAACUGAACUGGCAAGACAACUUGAGUAGCAGGUGGACCAACAACAUGGACUCAAUUCUGAAAAUGAUUAAAUCCUAUUCCGAAGAGGCCGAGACGAUGGCAGAGCUGAACCAGGGAACGGGUAAAGGUAAGAAAAACGACCUGGGCGACCUGGGCGACCUGGGCGACCUGGACGAAGAGCUGGACAACAUGGAGCGGGACUUUUCCAAGAGGACCAAACAGCGGAACAAGCGGAAGAACGUGUCCAUGGUCUCCAGAGAACACACGAGCGUUACAAAAGCGGGCGGCCAACCCGAGUCUUCCCCUCCGCCUCACCCACACCGGGACAAGAACAAAGGGUCGGCCAUGCCCGAAUCGGUGUGCGACAAGUUAUCUAGACGACGUCGGCUAACGCCGCUGAAGAAAAAAGAACAUCGCCUCUUUAUCUAUUUGGACAUUUUCCAUGACGCACCUCCCGGGGUCAUCGGCGGCGCUGGAGUCCCAGCCCAUGUGACGAUGUCUGAGAGUGCCCAAAACUUCGACGCUGUAGCCUUCCUAAAGAGCAACACUAUCAACCCAGUGGACAGGUUGAGCGCCUCACCCGAACGAAGACACCAGCGAGGGAAAAGCAAAAGCGGAAAGAAAACAGCUGAUGUGAGUCGGGAAAACAGCAGCAUCUCCGUGUUCACCCCGAAGCCGUCGAAAUCCGUGUCCAGAGACAAGCUAUCGAAGCCUCGCACGAGUCACGUGUUUGACGAGGGGACGGAGCAGCAUCCGAAACUCGAGAUGGGCGUGAGGGGGACGAAGAAGUACAAGCCAUUUCGGCUGAAGAAAGAACACCGAUCGGUGGUCGAAGAAAAGGUUCCGGACAAACCCUACAUGAACAAGAGCCCGCUCAGCCUGGCUUCCGAGCGAGGUCACAUCGAAUGCGUUCAGCUGAUUCUGGACAACGUGAUACUGAAGCAAAACCCGCAGAUGAUCGCACACGAGCCGCUCUCCCUCGCCACCAAGGCCAGGUCACCGGGGAGCAUCUUGUUGCUGCUCACCAGAAAGUGCUCCCCGACAGACUACCAAAGCGCGGUGCUCACCGCCAUAAGAGAACUCUUCCCGGACUGCCUCGCCGCUCUCCUCUCCUCGCAAAGCAGGGAGCGCCAGAUGCUGUUUGAGGGGACCAACUUGUUCCACAUCCUCUACUCCCAGAGCCUCAUCGCCGACUACCGCUACGAGGUGAUGCCCGAAAUGACCCGUGUUCUGAUCGCCUGUGGUGAGGACGUGAACUCGCGCAAAGCGCCCCGAACCUACCCGAUGUACACUCUCAUUAAAUGCGCCUUUAACAUUACCGUUGGCCAACAGAUAUUCUUCUACAUCGAAUGCCUGGAAAUCUUAUUGGACGCGAAAGCGAAUCCGCAUUACGACGAAAUCCAAGGAGAGAAAUGUGCGUCCAAAGCGUGUUUUUCCGUGUCCCGGAAGGGAUACACCUCAGCGAUCCAGUGCGUCAUGGAAAACGCACGAGAAUCCGUCAAUUUCUUCGAGAGUUCUUACUGGUCCAAGCUGUUCAUGAAAAAGAUAGUCACGACCAUCGAGUCCCGCGACAGGACCACUCGGCGCGUCCUCAACAACGUCCUCUUUGAGUACAUGGACGCUGUGAUCUCCCUGGGUCUGAACCGCACCAUUCUCAGAACGCUGCUCAGGUACGGCGCCAACCCAGACUCUCAGCUGGACGGCAGGUAUGCCAUGAACGUAUUCUUCGACAACGUCCUGCCCUACCUGACGCGCUUCCAGGUGAUCGACUCGUACGAGCGCUACCAGACCGAGCUCAGCCACCUGGUGCUCAUGUGCCGCGCCAUGUCGCAAACCAACCUGAAGGAGGCUUUCAUGAUCUUCCUGGACGACCACCUGCUGACCACGCCCAUCCAGGGGCUGCCCGUCUGUCGGUACUUCUGCUACUUGGCACACGGCAUGCUGAGGGCGCCGCGGAGUCUCAAGGACGAGGUGUCCCUCUGGCUGUGGAAGCGACUCAAGAGAAACGAGCGACUGGUCAAGAAGCUCCCGGUGUCCUCAGAGAUCAUCUCCUUCAUUUUGCCGUGAGCUCCGGCAG
Messenger RNA from Aplysia californica (California sea hare), 3359 nucleotides. RefSeq lists its product as uncharacterized. The coding region runs from base 791 to 3349 and encodes 852 amino acids. The record is from RefSeq and is a predicted model, not a curated record. Gene Ontology annotation, molecular function: protein binding. The transcript has a single exon. Lineage: Eukaryota; Metazoa; Mollusca; Gastropoda; Aplysiida; Aplysiidae.